AUGAUAUUUGACAAAGCAAAAGUAGAAGAGAAAAUAACCCCAAUAAUUAAUGAAUACAAUGCAAAACCAAUCAACUUUACGAGUUGCACUCCUAAACUACUUUCUGCCAUAUUAGAUGUAUGCAGAAGAGGCCAAGUUUUUGAAGACCGCAAUGAAUUGCUAAAUAAUCUAGCAUAUAAUGCAUUUGUUGUAUUUUUAACACGAUAUAUUAAUGAAAAGCCAGUAACUAGCAAUGAUAUGUGCAUGUCUAUUAUAGAAUCAGCUAUAACAGACACUCAAUCAGUUCUAUCUGGUAUAGAAGGGUGUUCGAACGUAUUAGAAAGCCCAGAGAAAUUAAGUGCUUAUUAUAGCAUAAUGAAUAAUAAUCAUUUAUUUCUAAUGAAUAUUUCAACAGUAAUAGAGUAUAUAUCUAAUGAUAUAAAAGAUGCACUGAACAUGCAUAACCGGAAAUUAUCAUUAGAUUCUGUUAGUAGUUCAAGUGCAAUACAAACUCUAUUCAUGAAAAGUACUUCUGAUGAAUAUUCAAGGUUUCAGAGAGCAGUAGAAAUAAUAACAGAGAAUUGUGGACAGUUCACUAAGUAUAAUGACAGUGGGGAGAAAGUGUCAAAUUUAGAGAAUCUUAAUCUAUCUGAAGAAGAUAUUCAAACAUUACACUUGUUUACAUCUAUCAGAUCCAUAGAUUUAUCUAUAAUAUCAGAAAAAUUACAAAAGUCAAUUAUUAUAGAAGAUGAAAAAAGACAAACCUAUUCUACUUAUAGAAGCCUAUUGUACCACUUCUUUUUCUUUAUACCCAAAAAUGGAUCUGUUUCCUAUUUAAAUAUAUUUGCUCCUACUAAUGCAAAUUACUGUGAGAAUUCAUUUAAAAAAGGAUUAUCUUUACUACAAGACUGUGCUGAUAAAAACAAUCUCUAUUUCAAUAUUUCUAAUCAUGGCAUUAACACUUUAACCCGAAUUGAUGGAUUUGAUUUACAUAAUUUCAUUAAGAUAGUUGGUAGUAAUUAUACAAGAAUGUUUACUGAGCACAUAAGUUCUCUUUUUAGUUCACAUAUUGAUAUAAUGAAGAAUUAUCAUGCAUGUGAUAAAGUAGUUCCUAAUCUUAAUUAUAUAGUAAACCAUAACACACAUAAUCUGCCCAUGUUACACAUAGAAAAAGAACAAAAACCAGCUAAAGACUCAUCUAAAUUAAAGUCUUGGCUAUCUAUAUUAUCUGUUUCAGGGAUAUUAUUAAUUCUACUAAUAAUUGCUACUACCAUAUAUAUACAUUAUCGCAGUAGAUUAAGUACUAAUGCAGAUAAGUUAUGCAAAUCAUUUAGUACUAAUAAUUCUAAAUUUAAAUAUAAAGAAUUAACAGAUUCUAUCCGCAAGUAUAAUAAUAUAUAUAGGUAAUUAACACAUAUACUUGGAUAUACCUAGA
Nematocida parisii ERTm1 is the source of this 1414-nucleotide messenger RNA. RefSeq lists its product as uncharacterized. The record is from RefSeq and is a predicted model, not a curated record. Lineage: Eukaryota; Fungi; Microsporidia. The transcript has a single exon. The coding region runs from base 1 to 1386 and encodes 461 amino acids.